GCGGUAGUGCGUGCGGCUUGUAGUUGGCACUGUCCUGGUGAAUAGGAAGUGGGCUGUUCACUGUCUCAUUGAAACUCAUGACAGGAACUGCUCCAGCUUCGUGAGAUGGAAUUUAUAAUUCAACACGAAUGGAACAGCGUCCCCACAACACAUGAGCCAGUGACAAUCUGUUUGAAACCAGCUGCUGAAGGCUUGCAGAUGGAUGUGUCUGCUCCUUUUUUCAAUGACCCUUCUGCACCCUUAGGCCCAGCGGGAGAACCCUUCCAUGCACUUUGGGACUAUGAAGUUGUCGAAGCGUUUUUCCUAAAUUCUGAGAAGGAGCAGUAUCUAGAAGUCGAACUUGGCCCACACGGGCAUCAUUUGGUGCUACUUCUCUCACAUCGCAGAAAUAUUUGGAAGGAACGUCUGCCACUGUCCUUUCAAGCGUCCAUAUCACAGGAGACCUGGGAAGGCAGAGCGUGUAUACCUUGGGAGUACUUUCCCCCUUCAGUUGACCGAUUUAAUGCCUACGCAAUUCAUGGCUCUGGGCUGAAGAGAACGUACGAGGCACUUUAUCCUGUCCCUGAAAAGGAAGUACAAGAAGGCCAGCAACCUGACUUUCACCGGUUGGAGUAUUUCAGGCCUUUUAACUUCCGUGUGUUGAUGGGUGAAGAAUGGAAAGAGCCUGCGUCCAGCCUCUGGAAAAUGUAACUUGUUGUCACACCUACAGUACAUUUAUACUUUAAAUGUCUUCAAAUUAUUCAACUCGGGAUCCAUUUAAAUAUCAGCCUCUCCACCUGUAGAAAAACAACCACAUAUAUAAAUAUAUACACCUGAUAUCAUAUGUCACUAAUGUUUACUAUAUGGCAAUGCUCUUUUAUAUUGUUAGAUUCAAACCAGCACCUGGAUCUGAAUACUAUUGCAUGUAAUUAAAAAAUGAUAGCUACUGAGUUAUUCAAUGUAAUGUAGCUGUCUGGUUUGGAAGCCCACACUCAGUUCCAUACUUUAACUGCCAGUAGCUGCAGCCAAAAGGACACACCUUCUGAGAAAGGACACGCUCCCUAAGCUGCCAGCGAGAAAUAAAUCUAGCAGAAACAUUGGAGCAAUGAAUGGGGAGAUCUGUGGAUGCAUGUGAGGUGCAGGGCUGGUUCUAGCUUUGUUACAAAGAGGUUAUCAUAUACUAGAUUAUGGAUGAAUUUCAUUUUUUACAUUAAUCAUGGCAUAACUCCUUUAAAGGAACCGUGUUUCAAUAAAGACUACCAAUUUC
Messenger RNA from Bufo bufo (common toad), 1246 nucleotides. RefSeq names its product UPF0462 protein C4orf33 homolog. The record is from RefSeq and is a predicted model, not a curated record. The transcript is spliced from 6 exons. Bases 106 to 690 code for a protein of 194 amino acids. Lineage: Eukaryota; Metazoa; Chordata; Amphibia; Anura; Bufonidae.